Penicillium daleae is the source of this 903-nucleotide messenger RNA. RefSeq names its product phosphoribosylaminoimidazolesuccinocarboxamide synthase. The transcript is spliced from 3 exons. The record is from RefSeq and is a predicted model, not a curated record. Gene Ontology annotation, biological process: 'de novo' IMP biosynthetic process. NCBI's taxonomy places the organism in Eukaryota, Fungi, Ascomycota, Eurotiomycetes, Eurotiales, Aspergillaceae. Gene Ontology annotation, molecular function: phosphoribosylaminoimidazolesuccinocarboxamide synthase activity. Gene Ontology annotation, cellular component: cytoplasm. The coding region runs from base 1 to 903 and encodes 300 amino acids.
AUGGCGGAAGCUAUAACGACCUUUGACCUGCAAGGUGCUCUCCCCCUCGUUGCCCGGGGCAAGGUGCGCGACCUGUACGAGGUCGACGAGAAGACCCUGCUCUUCGUCGCCAGCGAUCGCAUCUCCGCCUACGAUGUGAUCAUGGAGAAUGGCGUCCCGAACAAGGGUGUCUUGCUCACCCUCUGCACCAAGACCUGGUUCCAGAUCCUCACGCAGGCCAUUCCCACUCUCCGCACUCACUUCCUCACUCUCGACCUUCCUCCCCAGAUCCCCGAAUCGCUGCGCCCCAAGCUGCAGAACCGGAGUAUGCAGGUGCGCAAGCUCCGCAUUCUCCCUAUCGAGGCUAUCGUCCGUGGAUACAUCACCGGCUCCGCUUGGAAGGAGUACCGGACGUCCGGCACGGUGCACGGCAUCAAGGUCCCCGCUGGUCUGAAGGAGAGCGAGGCCUUCCCCGAUGGACCCAUCUACACACCCAGCACGAAGGCGGAGCUAGGCGAGCAUGAUGAGAACAUCCAUCCCGACCAGGCUGCCGCUAUUGUUGGCGAGCCCUACGCUUCUACCAUUGCCUCGCUGGCUGUGCAGCUGUACAAGGCCGCGCACACGUAUGCCCUCGAGCGGGGCGUCAUCAUCGCCGACACCAAGUUCGAGUUCGGUGUUGACGAGGAGACGAAUGAGGUUGUCCUGGCUGAUGAGGUUUUGACCCCCGACUCGUCUCGCUUCUGGCCCAAGGAUUCGUAUGUUGUUGGUCAGGGCCAGUCGAGCUUUGACAAGCAGUACCUGCGGGACUGGCUGGUCUCGCAGGGGCUGAAGGGCAAGGACGGUGUUCGUAUGAGCGAUGAGGUUGUCCAGAAGACUGCUGAAAAGUACAAGGAGGCCUGGGAGAGAAUUACUGGAGGUAACUAG